UUUUAUUUUUUUUGGGUACAAUGACCGAUUAUAUGCAUAUAAUAUAUGCAACACUUAUUUUUUCUUUUUACCAGUUUUACAGCUCUUUCUGUUUACUAGAAAAAGUCUCUCAAUAGGCAGCAAUAAUCGGUAGGAUUACAUCAAGAUAAAUAUUUGAAGUCUUAUGAGAUGGCUGAUGGGAAUGAUAUUCGACCACUUGUUAUUGAUAUCGGAACUGGAAUGGGCAAGGCCGGUUUUGCUGGGGAUGAUUCUCCAAGGGCUAUUUUCCCAAGCAUAGUUGGUCGUCCUCGUCACACUGGCGUCAUGGUUGGGAUGGGACAAAGAGGUGCCUAUGUUGGUGAUGAAGCUAAGUCUAAAAGAGAUAUUUUGAGUCUGAAAUAUCCCAUUGAAUUUGGCAUAGUAAGCAACUGGGAUGAUAUGGAGAAAAUCUGGCAUUACACGUUCUACCAUGAGCUCCGUGUUGCUCCGGAAGAGCAUCCCGUUCUUCUGACUGAGGCACCACUUAACCACAAGGCAUAUAGAGAGAAAAUGACUCAAAUCAUGUUUGAGACAUUCAAUGUGCCAGCCAUGUAUGUUGCAAUCCAGGCUGUUCUUUCUCUGUAUGCCAAUGGUCGUACAACUGGUAUUGUGGUUGAUUCUGGUGAUGGUGUGAGCCACACUGUCCCAAUCUAUGAAGGACAUGCACUUCCCCAUGCAAUCUCACGGUUAGAUCUUGCUGGUCGUGAUAUUACAGAUUAUCUGACGAAGAUUUUUUGGGAGAGUGGUUAUAUAUUUACCUUUGCUGCUGGUAGAGAUUUUUUUCAUCAUAUGAAGAAGAAGAUUGCUUAUGUUGCAAUGGAUUUUGAACAGGAGAUUGAGAAGGCAAAAAAUUGCUCAAAAUCAGUUGAGAAGGGCUAUCAACUUCCUGAUGGAAAAUUCAUUAAUAUUGGUGCUGAGAGGUUCUGCUGUCCUGAGAUCCUCUUCCAGCCAUCAUUGGUUGGAAUGGAUGCAACAGGAAUUCAUGAAAAAACCUACAAUUCACUCUUGAGAUGCGAUGUUGAUAUUAGGAAAGAUUUAUUUUCAAACAUUGUGCUUAGUGGUGGCUCAACUAUGAUUCCAGGCAUAACAGAUCGUAUGAGCAAGGAAAUCACUGCUCUUGCUCCAAGCAGCACGAGGAUCAAGGUGAUUGCACCACCUGAGAGGAAGUAUAGCGUCUGGAUAGGAGGAUCAAUUCUAGCUUCCCUCUGUAACUUCGAGCAAGUUAGUUUCUUUUUGCUUUAUUUCACUGAUCAAUCAAUUAAUGUUAACUCUUUUAAGCCCAAUGGAGUUAAUUAGCUGCUAAUAUCUAAGUCCCAUGCAGAUGUGUAUAACAAAUAGGGAAUAUGAUGAAUUUGGUCCCUCAACUGUCCACAGGAAGUGUCUCUAGACUUGGUGAGAAUUUAAUAUCAUCUUUAGUUAAAUUCCUUCAAACGAAUGCUUCUUUUUUUCUUUUAUUUAACUCCGCCGUUGGGGUUAGGAUAUGUGUCCUAGCCUCCUUCAAAUGAAAUGAUUCAUUCUAAGUCACAAAGACCUUUUUGAAGUGAUACCACUCCUAUAAGCGGUCUUUUGCUAUUCUUGCUUGGCGAGACUUUGUUAUUUUCGUUGUAAUUUAACUGGUGGAUUGUCCGUGACUAACGCUUCUGUUCUAUUGCUUUUGGGGUUAAGGGCAGUUCUGUUCUAUUUUGUAUAUGGAAGACUUUUUAGUUGUGUUGAAUACCGAUUAGCUUUCCUUUGUUGAACAAGAAAAUAUAUCGAUAAGUGGAGGGGCAGACUCAUUACACCGAGCUCCGAAUUAUCUGAUAGCUGACCUCAAGGAUAUUGCGGUUAUCGAGAAAAUUAUACAACAAAAACAUAUCUAGUGUAAUUGAAAAAUUAUUUAAGUUAGUAUUAGUUCAGUAACUUUUCUCCUCAGCCAAUUGAAAGCUAGUGUUCUUUUUGAGAAAAAACAUUGGUUUGAAAUUCUGCAAAUUGUAUGCAUGCUCCAUCUUCCAGAUAUUCCGUUUUUGGUUCUAUAUAUUAUUGACGUCUAAAGUGUACGAAAACUGAUUUGGCUGGGCAGCAAUGUAAAUGCC
This is a messenger RNA of Lycium barbarum (goji berry), 2090 nucleotides long. RefSeq names its product actin-104-like. The record is from RefSeq and is a predicted model, not a curated record. NCBI's taxonomy places the organism in Eukaryota, Viridiplantae, Streptophyta, Magnoliopsida, Solanales, Solanaceae. The coding region runs from base 169 to 1314 and encodes 381 amino acids. The transcript has 4 exons.